UUUGAUACUAUGAAAAAAAAUAAAAAAAUACUUGACAAAAGUAAAAUGAAACAAAUCAUUAUGAGUAAAAACAUAUGACUUUAACUCGAGAUAUAAAUAGGAUGAGCUCGUGCAAAAAUAAGUGUAAAAACCACGAUAAACUUGAAUAUAGUGUUCUGCAAUGCUGUGAAGUUUAUUUUCACAAAAAAGAAGAUUUUUAUUCCUUCAAUCUUUUGGAAUAUUUUUCUAUACUGCAUAAAAAUAAUUAGAUAUAUGUAUAUAUAACAAAUGUGACCAUAUAUCUUUUUCAUCCAUUUAUAUACGUUAUCUUUGACACGUCGGCUAUAAAUGUUACAAUCGAAUUAAAGAAAGUUGAGGGAAUUAUCUUAUAUUAGUAAUUUGUAACUUUAUUUCAUUGAAAAAAUGAAUUCAAUAAAGUAGUACAUAAUAAAUGUAUCUGAUUCAAUAAGAUAUACUGUUUGUAUCAAUUAUGUUUGAAUGAAAAAAAAUUGAAGAAAAUUUUUUAAGAAAUUUAUGAUUUAAAUCAAUGCUAAUUAGCAUAACUUUUGAGAACAUGGCAAUAAAUAAUAUGAACAAACUAUGAAAAAUCUUCAAAAAGAUGGAAAGCACCAAUAAUGAUAAUCAAACAUAUUAUAAUUUAAAAAGAAGAUAUCUUUUGAUAUUUCUUCUUGCCAGUUUUAUUGAUUGGUUACAAGGGCCUUAUCUCUACAAACUUUAUCUUCACCAUGGAUACAAUAAAUCAGACAUAUCGUUUUUUUACAUCACAGGUUUUGCAAGUAGUGCAUUGUCAGGCAUUUUUAUAGGCCAGCUUGCUGAUAUCUUUGGUAGAAAAAAAUUGUGUACAUUUUAUUUUAUAUCAACAAUUUUAGCCUGUAUUGCAACGAUUUCAAAAAAUUCAUCAAUUUUAUAUAUUGGUCGAAUAUUCAGUGGCACAUCGUCUACAAUACUAUUUUCAAUAUUUGAAUCGUGGUAUAUAAGUCAUCACCUAUCCUACAAUUUUGCUAAAAAUCAAAUAAGCUCAACAUUUGCUGAUUCAACUUUUUACAAUGGUUUACUAGCAAUUUUUGCUGGAUUUUUAUCAUCAAUACUUGCAGAUGGUUUUAAAUAUGGUCCAACAGCUCCAUAUUUAUUUAGUAUUCCGAUGUCACUUCUAACUGGUUACCUUUGUAUGAUUUUUUGGACUGAAAAUUUACCAACAAAGUAUUACUUUGGUCCUUUUAAAGGUAUUUCUAUUAUCUGUAAGAAAAAUUACACUAUUCUGAUUCAUGUAUGGCUUAUUCAAACAUUGUUUGAUACAUCUAUGUAUUCUUUUAUAUUUGUUUGGACGUCAAUUUUGGAUCCAAUUCGACCUAGUAAUGGCCUUAUAUUUGGUGCUUUUAUGCUUUGUAUUGCCCUUGGAAGUGCUUGUCAUAAUUUUUUGAUAAACUAUUGUCGAAUUACCCAUGUAAUAUUACUGUGUUUAAGUAUUAUUAUAGCUCUUGUUAGCACUAUUGCCAGUACUAUAGGUAUUCAUGUACAAAUGCAAAAAAAUGUUGAAUCGAUUGGUACCUAUAUUUGUUUGAUUUCUUUUUUAUUUUAUGAAUUAUCUGUAGGUUUGUAUUUUCCAACUAUUAGUUACGUUCGUGGAAUUAUCAUUCCUGAAUUUAAUCGAGCAAACAUAUCAAAUUGGUUUAGAUUACCAUCCAAUAUACUUAUUUGUAUUAUUUUAUAUUUCAUCAGAAUAGAUGUACCUGAUAACCGUUCAAUUUUUAUAUUAAAUGUUAUUUGUUUAAGUAUUGCAUUUAUUUAUAGCAUCAAAUUUAUGACAGCAUACUCUGAUAGGUUUAAUGAGAAAAAUGAAACAAAGCUAUCUAUCAAAUCAUCUUUAAUAGUUUAA
This is a messenger RNA of Chelonus insularis, 1876 nucleotides long. Its product is annotated as molybdate-anion transporter-like. Gene Ontology annotation, cellular component: membrane. Gene Ontology annotation, biological process: molybdate ion transport. The record is from RefSeq and is a predicted model, not a curated record. Lineage: Eukaryota; Metazoa; Arthropoda; Insecta; Hymenoptera; Braconidae. The transcript has 3 exons. Gene Ontology annotation, molecular function: molybdate ion transmembrane transporter activity. The coding region runs from base 599 to 1876 and encodes 425 amino acids.